Molecule: messenger RNA, 2028 nt
Organism: Aspergillus homomorphus CBS 101889
Lineage: Eukaryota; Fungi; Ascomycota; Eurotiomycetes; Eurotiales; Aspergillaceae
Product: cytochrome P450
Exons: 2
Coding region: 110-1720 (536 amino acids)
Molecular function (GO): oxidoreductase activity, acting on paired donors, with incorporation or reduction of molecular oxygen; iron ion binding; heme binding
Source: RefSeq, a predicted model, not a curated record
CCUCUGUCUUAUAAAUACAUCCUCACUCGAAAAACCAAAACCCCCCCCUCAAGACAAGAGGGACUGACGCUCGUUUGGAUUUUGAGAUUCAAAAUCCCUUCACUCUGGCAUGCAUUCAACAACGUCCGCCGCGCUUAUAGGGUUUCUCCUCCUGAUUAGCGUGUACUUCGUGACGCGCCGGCCAAAAGCAUCGUCUUCUUCUUCCUUGCCCUUACCGCCGGGACCCAAGCCACUGCCUUUGAUCGGGAAUGUUCACCAAGCUCCCAAGUCCCAUGGAUGGAGGGCCUAUCGUGAAUGGAAUGAGCAGUAUGGCCCGAUUGUGCACCUUAAUAUGCUUGGCCAACCGGUCAUCAUCUUGUCGACCUCGGAAGUAGCCCAUGACCUGCUCGCCAAGCGUGGUGCGAUCUUUUCCGAUCGACCUCGACUUUUUCUAGCGACAGAGUUGGCCCUGAAAGGGCUGAAUAUCCUCAUGAUGAACUACACCGAUCAAUUCCGACAUCACCAGCGGCUCCAGGUCUCGGUGCUGAACGCGACUCCCGCAGCAGCGUAUCUGUCCGUGCAGACCUUGGAAUCACAGCAGUUGCUGCACGAUCUCCUCCUGGGAAGUAGCGGGGGUGCCGGAAUCGAUGUCCAAGCCCCGUUCCAGCGGACGACGGCGAGUAUCAUCCACACCUUGCUGUACGGGUUCCGGAUCCGAGACCCCAAUGACCCGGUCCUCCGCAGCGUGGUCAAACUCAACGAGGAGUUCUCCGAGUUCAUCCAGGUGGGCGCGCACAUCGUCGAUCAGUUCCCGGUGCUGAACCAUCUGCCGGGCUUUCUGGCGCCCUGGAAAGCGACGGCGGAGAACCACUACAACACCAAAUAUGCGCUGCGGAUGGAGAACUUUCGCCGGGCGCUGGAGGACUCGGACGCCUGGAACAUCUCCAAGCAGCUGAAGAAGACCGUGGAAAAGGAUGACGGCCGCGACAAGAUGCCCCUGGACGAGCUCGCCUUCGAGCUGGGGACGAUGAUCGACGCCGCGCUCGACGGCACGACCGACAGCCUGGUCUGGUUCGUGGUCGCGUGCAUUACCCAAGGCCAUCAGGGCUUCAUCGCCAAGGCUCGCGCCGAGCUCGACGCCGUGGUCGGCCGGGACCGCCUGCCGCGGCCCGAGGACAAACCCCAGCUGCCGUACAUCACCGCGAUCGUCGACGAGGUCCUCCGGUGGCGGCCGGCCGGCCCCGAGGGCGCGCCGCACCUCAACCGCGAGGAGACCACCUACAACGGCUACCGCAUUCCUAAGGGCUCGGUGGUCGUGGCCAACAUCUGGACGAUCGCUCGGGAGGAAGCCGUGUUCGGCCCCGACACGGACGAUUUCAUCCCGGAACGCUGGCUGGAUGAGAAGGGAGAAUUGCGGGCUCUUCCGGCUCCGGCUUUUGGGUAUGGAAGGCGCACCUGCCCGGGGCGGUACUUCGCGCGCAAUGUCCUCUGGAUCAUUGUGGCGCGGCUGCUCUGGUCGUUUGAGAUCAACGCGGGGUUGUCCGAGGAGACGGGCGAGCCGAUCCCCGUGGACCCGGAGGCGUGCACCUACGGUUUGGUCAUGCGUGCCCUGCCCUUCAAGGCGAGAUUCAUCCCUCGUGGGCCCUGGGUGCGGGAAGUGAUUACUCGAGAGGGUGACACUUAUAGCACGGAUCACACCGCGCUACUGAGACAGAUUGGGGCUGAGUUUUCGAAGCUGUAACUAAAUAGGCCAAGCGGCGCUUUCAGUCCUUAGUCUUGACAUAAGCACAUAGACCAUUUACAACCAAUGCAAACUGGGGAGGGGCGGGAGGAGGGGGCAAGCAUUCGUACUAAAUGAUUCAAUUAGCCUACAACACGUCGUGGUCGGUUGUAGCGAAUGGCUAGCUCGAAAGGAGUGCCAGGAACGAACGCCCUCGAAUGGAUGGGGGCGGAGAAAGACGGGCAAGGAUAGAUGCCAUAAGCAUCCAGUGGAAAAAUAUGGCUUAGGUAGCACUCCUUAGUCAAGGGGAUCUUAUAAAUAGCAUGAAC